UUGGAAUGAAUCAGAAAUGGAUUAGUGCGUAGAUUUACCUAUGUCGAUGGAUCGUCGACAAAGGCAGAAACCGAACAACAACGACGAUUGAAAAAAUAGAAAACUGUAGAGAUUGGACUCUGAUAAAUAACAAAAUUUUCUAAUUAUAGCCUAAAUAUAUGCAUAAUACAUAAAUCAAGCCUAAAUAUCUCAACAUUAAUUAUCAAAAUUGAUAUUAUGAAAGUAUAUAAAGAUUGUAAACAACAAAUUAAAAUAAUAUUAAAGCAAUUUUUUUUUUUUUAAUGAAAGAUUCGUACCAAUGAUUUUUUUAUGGAUUGUAAUAUCUCUUUGAAGUAAUUGAAGCAUAAUUUAGAUUCCAAAGCACUAUGGGAUAAGGGAGUGGGACCAAGGUUCAGUUAGUGCAGUAAAUAGAAAAAUGAAUGUAGCUUUAUCUUGUAGUUUGAAAGUUGUAUCAUAAAUAAUGUUCUUUAUUUAAGGGAAGUUUGGGAGGAGAAAUUAAAAACAAAAAGGGGGAAAAAAUGAGAGAAAAAUGGAGAAUUUAUACAAAGGAGGUGAAGAAGGUGAGCUUGUUAGGAGCUCCCAUAAUCACAUCCCUUGUUCUUCAGUACCUUUUGCAGGUCGUCACCGUCAUUGUCGUCGGCCAUCUCGGCGACGAGCUUUUGCUUUCUGGAGUCUCCAUUGCCGUUUCCUUUGUUCGGGUUACUGGCUUUAGCCUCCUUCUAGGAAUGGCUGGAGCUUUAGAAACUCUAUGUGGACAAGCAUAUGGGGCAGAGCAAUAUCAUAAGCUUGGAAUUUAUACUUAUAGUUGCAUGAUUUCACUUCUUUUGGUCUGUUUUCCAAUCUCUAUUUUGUGGUUCUUCACUGACAAAUUACUCAUUUUGAUUGGCCAAGACCCUUCAAUUUCUUCUGUGGCAAGAAAUUACUCAGUUUUUCUCAUUCCAAAUCUCUUUGCUUAUGCAAUUCUUCAAUCUCUUGUGCGCUAUCUCCUCACUCAAAGCUUGAUCCUUCCUUUGCUCUUUUGCUCUUUUCUCACACUCUCUUUGCAUAUUCCCAUUUGUUGGCUUCUUGUCCUUCAUUUCAAGUUCAAGGUUAUGGGAGCUGCUUUGGCUCUUGGUAUAUCUUAUUGGCUCAAUGCUGUUUUGCUUGCCCUCUAUAUCUUCUUCUCUCCUUCUUGUAACAAGACUCGGGCUCCGUUCUCGACUGAAGCCAUCUCGAGCAUCCCCAAGUUCUUUCGGCUUGCCAUCCCUUCUGCUUUGAUGGUUUGCCUUGAGUGGUGGUCUUAUGAGGUUAUUCUUUUGCUUUCUGGGCUUUUGCCAAAUCCUAAAGUGGAGGCCUCUGUGCUUUCUAUAUGUUUCUCAAUCACUUAUUUGCAUUAUUUCAUACCAUAUGGAUUGGGGGCCACAGUAAGCACAAGGGUUUCAAAUGAACUAGGAGCUGGAAAUCCAGAGAGAGCUAAAGUAGCAGUAAAGGUAGUGGGAGUUGUUGGAAUGAUAGAAUCAAUGAUUGUGAGUGUAACUCUGUUUGGGUGUCAUAAAAUCUUGGGAUAUGCAUUCACAAAUGACACCCAAAUUGCCAACCAAAUUGCUUCCAUGUGGCCUUUGAUUUGCCUUUCCAUUCUCAUUGAUACUUUCCUUGGUGUCCUUUCUGGUGUUGCAAGAGGAAGUGGAUGGCAGAAUAUAGGGGCAUAUGUCAAUUUGGGAUCAUAUUACAUAGUUGGGAUUCCAAUGGCAGUUGUUUUGGCUUUUGUUGUGCAUUUAAGAGUCAAAGGGCUUUGGAUUGGUUUGGUUUCAGGAGCAACACUUCAAACCUUUCUUUUUGCUCUCAUUACCACUUUCACUAAUUGGCAUAAACAGGCCUUAAAAGCGAGAGAAAGGGUACUUGAAGGAAAUAACUAAAAUUUCUCCCCCAAGAUAUGAUAGUUUGAUUCAAUUGUAAAUUCAUCAAUUAUGUGGUUUGAGUAAUUAUCAUCCAUAUUUAAUUUAUUUAGAAUCAAAUUAAACAAAAUUUAAGAUUGAAUCUCGUUCUCCACGAAAUCUUCUUCACUAUGAUUUGAAAACACGGAAGAAAAAAUCACAAGAAAUUAGAAAAGGAGAGGUCUUAGAGAGAAUUCUCCAAUUUUCUAAAGUGGAAUUGUAUUGAAUAUGUUCAUGGUUCAAUUUGAA
This is a messenger RNA of Benincasa hispida (wax gourd), 2162 nucleotides long. RefSeq names its product protein DETOXIFICATION 8-like. Gene Ontology annotation, cellular component: membrane. The record is from RefSeq and is a predicted model, not a curated record. Lineage: Eukaryota; Viridiplantae; Streptophyta; Magnoliopsida; Cucurbitales; Cucurbitaceae. Gene Ontology annotation, biological process: xenobiotic detoxification by transmembrane export across the plasma membrane. Gene Ontology annotation, molecular function: antiporter activity; xenobiotic transmembrane transporter activity.